Perognathus longimembris pacificus (Pacific pocket mouse) is the source of this 1433-nucleotide messenger RNA. It is a transcript of the gene Alkbh4, whose product is annotated as alkB homolog 4, lysine demethylase. The record is from RefSeq and is a predicted model, not a curated record. The coding region runs from base 57 to 974 and encodes 305 amino acids. Gene Ontology annotation, biological process: oxidative demethylation; actomyosin structure organization; protein demethylation. NCBI's taxonomy places the organism in Eukaryota, Metazoa, Chordata, Mammalia, Rodentia, Heteromyidae. Gene Ontology annotation, molecular function: demethylase activity; actin binding; oxidoreductase activity. The transcript has 3 exons. Gene Ontology annotation, cellular component: contractile ring; midbody.
AACUCCCAGCAACCCUCGCGCCGCGCACGCGCUCCGGCCGUACCGGCGGCGGAACGAUGGCUGCUGUGGCUGCCGCCGAGCCCCCUGAGGAGGUCCUGCAGGAAUGCGGCUGCAAGGGCAUCCGGACCUGUCUCAUCUGCGAGGGGCCUCGCCACGGUGACCCGCCUUGGCAGCUCGCCCCGCAGAAAACCCAUCACUUCCUUUACUGCUUGGACACCGGCUGGGCCGUGGGGGCCAAGGACUCUGACUUUGAGGGUUGGGCCUUCCCCUUUCCAGGGGUGACUCUGAUAGAGGACUUUGUGACCCCAGAGGAAGAGGCCGAGAUGGUGUGUCUGAUGGACCGAGACCCUUGGAAGCUCUCUCAGUCUGGGCGGAGGAAGCAGGACUACGGCCCCAAAGUCAAUUUCCGGAAGCAGAAGCUGAGGAUGGCUGGCUUCCAGGGCCUACCCAGCUUCAGCCAGGAACUGGUACAGAGGAUGGGCCUCUACCCUGGGCUGGAGGACUUCCAGCCCGUAGAGCAGUGUAACCUGGACUACAAUCCUUCACGGGGCUCUGCCAUCGACCCCCACCUGGAUGACUCCUGGCUAUGGGGGGAGCGGCUGGUGAGCCUCAACCUCCUGUCCCCCACUGUGAUGUCCAUGGGCGGGGAGGCACCUGGCAGCCUUCUGCUCAGCCCAGCCUGUCCCGCCAUCCCCGGGGUCCCUGUGGACAGUGUGACCACCCCCAGCAGGUCUGUCCUGUGCCACGAGGUGGAGGUGGCCAUCCCGGUCCCCCGCCGUUCUCUGCUGGUGCUCGCCGGGGCCGCGCGGCACCAGUGGACCCACGCCAUCCACCGCAGGCACAUCAAGGCUCGCCGAGUGUGUGCCACGUUCCGCGAGCUGUCAGCUGAGUUCUGCCCUGGCGGGAAGCAGCAAGACAUAGGCCAAGAGCUCCUGCGCGUCGCGCUGACAUUCCAAGGAAGACCCGUCCUGUGAGGCCCCUUUCAGGGACAGGAGCUGCUCUUUGGAUUUUGUUCUUUUACGUGGAAUUGGGGCUAGAACUGGGACUGCCAUGCGGGCUGGGCUCUACUGAGAAGCCACUGCCCUGUGCCUGACUCCUGUAGACUGUUGUGGGCAGCAGGUAGCAGCCUGGAGCUGGCCCUGCUAUGUGUCACACUUUAGAGGGGUAGGAGUUGAACUUUAAAAGCACUAAGAUCAUGUGAUAGGGUUUUCCCUGUGUGGGGUCUGUGGCCCGCCUGCUGUGGCCCCUUUGUCCACUCUGCGGGCGGGCGCAGAGGACUAGAGCAGGGCCCAGCAGAUCUCAAGUUCUGAUUUGUGAGUCUAGCUUAGCCUGAGUCACCUUUGACCUCUUGGGCUGGGAUAGGCAGGGAAUCUGGGAGCCUCAUUACCUCCCCACAGUCCUGCUAAGAAGUAGGGAAGAGGGGCUAGGAAUAU